CUCACUAUUUGACUAUUUGUCCCACUAUUCUUAGAAUUUCCAAGCCCUUUUUCGGCAAAACAAAUCUGAACACUGAAAAACCCUUUCUUUUUCAGUUUGAACUUUCCUUCGUGACAGUCACGUGUGCCCUGCCACAUGCCAUCUCUCCUACUCUCCCCCCCUCCCCUGUUUCUCUAUGUCCCUUUCUCUGCCAAUGUGACUUCGUGUUGCGCAAUAAAUGCCAAAGAAAUUUUCAAACCACCAUGCGUUGAACUGAUUCUGUGCAAAAACUAGAAAUGGAUGGUGGUGGCUACAACUUAACAACAACCUCUUUGAGCAGUUCAAUGGAGCAAGUGAUGAGACCCAAAUCACCAUUGCCGGGCUUAGUUGAUUUUCAUGGGAAGCGGAAGCAAAUGGUUAAGAUUCAGGUUUUGGAGAGAGAGAUUGGUUUGCUUCAGGAGGAAUUAAAAUCACUUGAAGGCCUUAACCCUGCUUCUAGAUGCUGCAAAGAGCUUGAUGCCUUUGUAGACUCUGUUUCAGAUCCCUUCACACCCACAAAACAGACAGUCUCUAAAUCCCAUCACUUCAGGAGGCAGAUGAUCAGUCUUCCACGGGUUUGCUGCUCCAACAGUUGCCUGCUGCAUAAGAAAACAGCAAAAGGUUGUUGUUGGGACUGCUGUUCUUCAUCAAACUCCAAGUGUUGUCACUGUUGUGGCUGCUGCUGCUGCUGCUUGAAGAGUGCAUCAAGAUCCUGUGCUCAAAAUUGUUGCUAGAGUGUGCUUUUUCCUGUGAACCCUCGUUCUCAUUGUGUGAAGAACUGUUGUCGUACACACGUUAUCAAUAACUAAAGAACUAUCAUAAAGCUCAAGUGAAAAACAUAGUUUAUAAGGGAAUGAUGGCAAUAUCCAUCAUCAUUUUCCUUCUUAGCUAACAAAUGGUCUUGGGUUGCAUUUGAUAAAAAUCAACAAGUGUUCUGUGA
This is a messenger RNA of Glycine soja, 958 nucleotides long. RefSeq names its product guanine nucleotide-binding protein subunit gamma 3-like. Bases 276 to 752 code for a protein of 158 amino acids. Gene Ontology annotation, biological process: G protein-coupled receptor signaling pathway. The record is from RefSeq and is a predicted model, not a curated record. NCBI's taxonomy places the organism in Eukaryota, Viridiplantae, Streptophyta, Magnoliopsida, Fabales, Fabaceae. The transcript is spliced from 6 exons.